CGCGCUCGGUGACGUCAUCACGCAGCGCCUGUCAAACUUUGUCAGCAGACAGUUGUGUAAACUUGUCAUGUGUUGGUUUAUUUUGAUCCCAGAGUGACAGCAGCUCUACAGAAUCGUUGUUCAGACAGUGGAAAAAGUGAAAAGAAUCCGAUGAAUCUCCGUGCGCGCGCGUGUGUUUCGGCGCUGCUGCUGUUCGGGCUGCGCGUGUGUUUCUCUCAAGACAUCAAACUACAGGAGGAUGAUGAAGAUGUGAUGUUUAAGACGCCUGAAGAAGAUGUGAGGGUUCAGGUGUCGGGUCGAGCGCUGGUUCCGGGUGUCAGAGCUCAGGACUGGAUCUCAUCUGCUCGGGUUCUGCUGGACGGAGACAAACACGUGGGCUUCCUCAGAGAUGAUGGAAGUUUCACAGUCAGUGACGUUCCGUCCGGAUCGUAUGUUCUGGAAAUCUCCUCUCCGACCUACAGAUUCCAGCCUGUGCGGGUCGACAUCACCACUACAGGGAAAAUGAGGGCUCGUGUGGUCAACUACAUCAAGACGUCAGAGGUGAUCCGCCUGCCGUACCCGCUUCAGAUGCGAUGCGUCGGUCUACAUUCAUACUUCAUCCCGCGAGAGACCUGGGGCUGGUCCGAUUUCCUCAUGAACCCGAUGGUUCUCAUGAUGGUUCUUCCUCUCCUGAUAAUCCUUCUUCUUCCUAAAGUCUUCAACCCGAGCGAUCCAGAGAUGAGACGGGAGAUGGAGCAGUCCAUGAACAUGCUGAACUCCAACCAGGAGCUUCCAGACGUCUCUGAGCUCAUGACUAAGUUCUUCUCACCACCUAAAAGUCAAGGGAAGGCAGCAGGUGGAGGCGGAGCCAGAGGCCCUCGGGGUGGAGCUCCAAGUCCAAGGGCCGGAGCCUCAAGACGAAAAAUGAGAGAUUAAUGAAACAGAAAAUGCUUUUAUUACUCACUAUGAACAAACCGUACAGGCGUAUCUGCUGUGUUUAGUAAAGCAAAUGACAAUUUUUCAUCUGUGUUUAUAUGUGAAGACAAUUUACUAUCAUUAUACUGCUGCUGAAUCUACUGUAAUGAUUAUUUAAGCUCACAAUAUUAAAAUCAAAGGUAACACUUUACAGUAAAUUCCCAUUAGUUAAUGUUAGUUCAUGCACUAACAACCAGUGCAUUUGUUAUAGUGUUUAUUUAUCUUUGUUAAUGUUACUUAAUAAAAGCACAACAGUUGAUUGUUAGUUCAUGUUAGCUCAGAUCUAUUAAACAGUAUUAACUGCAGUGUUGGGGAAAGUUACUUUUAAAAGUAAUGUGUUACAAUAUUGAGUUACUCCCUAAAAAAGUAACUAAUUAUGUCACUUUGUUACUUUUUAUGGAAAGUAAUGCGUUACGUUACUUUUGUGUUACUUUUUAAAUCUUGGCAGGGCUUGAUUGUUUGUUUUUAAUAUAAAAAGUUCUAUUUGUGGCAAACAUAAAAGCCCUUUCACACCAAAAGCCUCAGGCUAAGAGAAAAGUAAAAAUUAUAUCUGCACAGAAGACCGCAGAAGAAGAAAUAAAAAAAAAUAAAUAAAUAAAAGAAUCAAGAAAUGUUGCUGUAGUAACAUUUCACUGUAAUAUAAAAAAAAAGAUUAUUUAAAAAAUAAAUAAUAUAAUUUUAUUUAUUUAUUUAUUUAUUUACAUUACAACUGUGAAAUGACAAUAUUAAUACAAAUACAAACAUGUAUUUAAUUAAAUGACAGCCUUCAUGAUCUGAAGUCAUAUGAAGUCAUAUCCAGUGUUGGGGAAGUUACUUUUAAAACUAAUGCAUUACAAUAUUGAGUUACUUUUUAUGGAAAGUAAUGCGUUACGUUACUUUUGCGUUACUUUUUAAAUCUGGGCAGGACUUGCUUGUUUGUUUGUAAUAUAAAAAGUUCUAUUUUUAAGUUCAAACCAAAAGCCUCAGGCUUAGAGAAAAGUAAAUUCACGUCUGUACAGUAGAACGCAGAAAAAAAAGUAAACUCUCAAGCUAUAAAAAAAAAAAGAAAGAAACACAAAUGUUAGAUUAUCUUGAGUACUUUUUGCUUAUUAGUACGGAUGAAUUGGAUCAUCGAAGGUCAGCAGCAAAGACACUGGUUAAUAAAAUGGGAUUAAAUGCAUAAAGGAUAAUUGAAUUAUUUAACAUUUAAUUAUUGCAGGUUUGUGUCAUAUUCUUAUUCAUUUUGAGGAACACUGAAUCUGUGAGUGAGAUGAAUUAAUGCAUGUUCACAUUUAUUCUAGAACUAAAGUAACAUCUUACUCCUGAUUUCUCUCAAUAUGGGGACAGAAGAGCUUGCAGUCAAUAAAUGGGGGAAAAAAGUUACCUACUUAAAAAAGUAACUCCAGUAUUUUCAUGUAAAUUAAAAAGUAAUGCAUUACUUUACUUGUUACUUGUAACAGAUACAAUUUUUGAUUUCAAUAAUGUAUCAGUGAAUGUUGCAGUUGACUAAGAUUAAUAAAUGCUUUAAAAAUAUGUAUCUUGUCCAUGUUAACUAAUGGAAGCUUAUUGUAAAUUGUCACCAGAUCAUUUUAUUGAUUGAAGGAGUUUAUGUCUCUGAAUAAAUGAUUAUAAACUGUUAUAGUUGUUAAAGAAACAUUAGUAAUGUGUGUGUGAGUCAGUCAAAUGAGCCCGGUGUGACAUUUAUGUACAGAGACUGAAUCUAAAUAUAGCAGACCUGUGUGUGUGUGUGUGUGUGUGUGUGUGUGUGUUUGAAAUUCUCUUAGGAGAGCAC
This is a messenger RNA of Labeo rohita (rohu), 2725 nucleotides long. It is a transcript of the gene emc7a, whose product is annotated as ER membrane protein complex subunit 7a. Bases 151 to 915 code for a protein of 254 amino acids. Gene Ontology annotation, molecular function: carbohydrate binding. Gene Ontology annotation, cellular component: EMC complex. The record is from RefSeq and is a predicted model, not a curated record. Lineage: Eukaryota; Metazoa; Chordata; Actinopteri; Cypriniformes; Cyprinidae. The transcript is spliced from 5 exons.